AUGGGCCGCACUGAGCCCUCGCUCGGCCGGCCGCCGCCAGAGUUCCGCCGUGAUGCUCGUGCCAAAAGGGCAAAAGCCACGGUGAACAAGCUAAUCCCGGCGCUGCUGAAUGCACACCCCCGCGCCCGCCGGGGCAUCGACGCGGCAGAGCUCAUUGUUGAGCCCGCCGCCGCGACCACUGCCAGAACAACCACCUCAACGGUUGAAACAACCAAGUUCAAGGAUGCAAAACAGCCUGCGCCCAAUGGCAGUAGCAGAUCCUCCGGCAAGGGCAAAGCUAAGGGCAGGAAGGGUAAAGGAAGAGGGCACGGGGACAACGAGGAGGAGCUCACGGCUCCGGAGCGGCCCGGUGCCGCAACGGGCCCGGCGCUGCCGGACGUGGCUCCGGGUUCGAAGUCGAGGCCGGACAAGACCGCCAACCCUGCAUCGGCAACACCGCCACGCAUCCGGCUCGCCAUUGCAGACACCCUCACCGUCGCCCGGUACCUCCUUGAACCAGCAGGCGAUGAUGCAUGCGGCGCGACAGCCAGUGCCGCCAAACCCACCAAGACCACCAGGGCGGACCUCGCCAACACUACCUCCCGCGUGGGCAUCCUCAACAUGGCGUCCCCCCUGAGCCCCGGGGGCGGCUUCCUCAACGGCGCCAUGACCCAGGAGGAGUCGCUCUGCAUGCGGACCACCUUGCUCCCGUCGCUGCGGGACGAGUUCUACCGCCUCCCCGAGCUCGGCGCCGUGUACACACCCGACGUCCUCGUCUUCCGUGACGAGGCCGGUAACGACUUGGAUAAGAAGGACCGGUGGUUCGUAGACUGCGUCAGCGCUGCGAUGCUGCGGUUCCCCGAGGUCGAGGAGGUACCGGAUGGCGAUGACGGAGGUGUCAAAUCCACGACAGACCAGCCACGAACUUCACCUGAGAAUGACUUGGACUCGAACUCGGAUGAAGAGGAAGAGGGAGAGGAAGAGGACGAGGAUGGCGACGAAGACAUCCACGAGGCACUGGUCAUCAAACGCUAUGCCAACCAAAAGGACCGCGAGGCAGUUAUACACAAGAUGCGCGUGGUCAUGCGCAUCUUCCAGGCCAAAGGGUGCCGGAAGCUCGUCCUAGGCGGGGCCUGGGGCUGCGGUGCAUACGGGAACCCAGUCGAAGAAGUUGCCGCGGCGUGGCGGAAAGUGCUCCUGCCUCCGACACCAUCGAGCAACAAGGCUGGCGGUAGUGGCCGAGCCAGACCCCCGAAAGAGAACUGGCAUGGCAUCGAGGAGGUCGUCUUUGCCAUCAAGGGCGGCGGCAUGGCCGGCCGGUUCGAGAACGCCUUCCUGGGCUCAUCGGCCACGGCGCCGCCGCCGCUACCAGCUGCCGAGCAUGCUCAUGGCAGUGCGGGUGGCGAGCUCAGCGCUAUCCCGGGCACAAUCGACCAGAUCUCGCCGACGGUCCUAAGCCAGUUCACAUCCCUGGCAAGGCCACCAUCGAGCACCCAUGGCGGUGGAGGAGAUUCGCAAGGACAAGCCCCAGAAGAAGACCCUGAGGCAUUCAGGAUGCGAGAACUACGCGAGCGCAUCGCCACACUGGAUCUGCAAGUCCGGCAGGCCCGCACGGAGCAGCUUCGAAACGGGCUGAGUGCGGUGCUUGCAGGACUGAGAAGUCAGUUGCCUCCUCACGAGCGGCUUAGUGAUGCUGGAGCCGAGGAACAGGAAGAGCUUAGCAAGGAGGAGGAGGACGACGAUGAUAAUGAAGAAGAUCGUGGUAGUGACGAUGACGAUGAUGAGGCUGACGGUCGUGACGGGCUUAGCACGGGCGAUGAAGACGGCGAUAUCAACCGCGGAGGGGUCAGUCAUAGAUGA
Molecule: messenger RNA, 1839 nt
Organism: Microdochium trichocladiopsis
Lineage: Eukaryota; Fungi; Ascomycota; Sordariomycetes; Xylariales; Microdochiaceae
Exons: 1
Coding region: 1-1839 (612 amino acids)
Source: RefSeq, a predicted model, not a curated record